Molecule: messenger RNA, 3540 nt
Organism: Juglans regia (Persian walnut)
Lineage: Eukaryota; Viridiplantae; Streptophyta; Magnoliopsida; Fagales; Juglandaceae
Product: DNA mismatch repair protein MSH7
Exons: 17
Coding region: 115-3444 (1109 amino acids)
Biological process (GO): mismatch repair
Cellular component (GO): MutSalpha complex; nucleus
Molecular function (GO): mismatched DNA binding; ATP-dependent DNA damage sensor activity; ATP binding
Source: RefSeq, a predicted model, not a curated record
GGUAGGGGCAAAACUUUGGCGCCAUUUUUUCACAUUCUUAUAAAUACCGCUUCCCUGACCUAUCCCUCUCCCCCUCCUCCUCCCUCUCUCUCUCUCUCUCCGAAGAUCUGAAAAAUGCAGCGCCAAAAAUCGAUACUCUCAUUUUUUCAGAAACCCUCGUCGGAGACCAAUGGCUCCGGUGCUGGAAAUGUGAUCGGAAGCCGGCGAGUUCCUCAGUUUCCUUCUAAGCAGGAGAAGCAGAAAGGUUCCGCUCUCAAUCGGGCCACGAAUGAUGCUGCCAUGGACUCGUCUUUUGAAAUCAGAGGAACCGACACACCGCCGGAGAAGGUGCCGCGGCAGGUUUUGCCUGUGAAGUUCGCCACAAACGAGAACGACAGAGAUUCUUCCCUGUUCUCGAGUAUAAUGCAUAAGUUUGUGAAGGUUGACGAUGGAGAAAAGGCUAGCGAGAGGAAGUUGGGUGAUGGUGGUUUCUCUAAUGUUUCUACAAUAUCUGGUAGAUAUGUUGAGCCGGAAGGAUUGCAUAAACAAGAUGUGGCUUCCCAACGUCCCAAAAAGGGUGAUGUAGUCAAUUCUAGUGGGAUAGUUGAUCAACAAUGCGCCUUGCAUAUCGAAAUUGAUGACGAUAUUCUUGGGCCUGAAACGCCUGGUAUGAGACCUCUUGCUUCUUGUUUGAAGCGAUUUCAAGAGGAUAUUCCAAGUUGUGGGGUUAAGAAUGACACUUCCUUGAUGGAUUCGAGCAAAAGGCUGAAACUACUCCAUGAUUCAACAGUUUUAAAUAAGAAUCAUACAGAAGUAUCUGAUACAACGAGCAAGUUUGAGUGGCUUGACCCUGCUCGAAUCAAAGAUGCCAAUGGGCGAAGGCCUGGUGAUCCUCUUUAUGACAAGAAGACACUUUAUAUACCACCAGAUGCUCUGAAGAAAAUGUCAGCAUCUCAGAAACAAUAUUGGAGUGUCAAAUGUCAAUAUAUGGAUGUUGUGCUUUUCUUUAAAGUGGGAAAGUUUUACGAGCUUUAUGAACUAGAUGCUGAAAUUGGCCAUAAGGAGCUUGACUGGAAAAUGACAUUUAGUGGUGUGGGGAAAUGUCGGCAGGUCGGUAUAUCUGAAAGUGGGAUAGAUGAUGCUGUUCAAAAGCUUGUUGCUCGUGGAUAUAAAGUUGGACGAAUAGAGCAGUUGGAGACAUCUGAUCAAGCAAAAGCCAGAGGUUCAAAUUCUGUAAUUUCAAGAAAAUUGGUUCAGGUAGUCACCCCAUCAACCGCAACUGAUGGUAAUAUUGGGCCUGAUGCUGUUCAUCUUCUUGCAAUAAAAGAGGAGCAUUCUGGCUUGGAUAACGGUUCGAUUGUAUAUGGCUUUGCUUUUGUGGAUUGUGCUGCUUUAAAAAUUUGGGUUGGUUCAAUCAAGGAUGAUGCGUCCUGUGCUGCUCUUGGGGCUUUGCUGAUGCAGGUGUCGCCGAAAGAAGUUAUAUAUGAGAGUAGAGGGCUGUCCAAGGAAGCUCAUAAAGCCCUCAGAAAGUACUCAUUAACAGGUCCUGUUACACUGGAAUUGAGUCCGGUGCAGCUGAUUACAGAUUUCAUGGAAGCUUCUGAAGUUAGAAAUUUGGUGCAAUUGAAGGGAUACUUUAAAGGGUCUUCUACUUUAUGGAAUCAUGUCCUUGAUAAUGUGAUGCACCAUGAUAUUGCCUUAUCUGCUCUUGGUGGACUAAUAAGUCAUCUAUCCAGGUUGAUGUUAGAUGAUGUCAUACGGAAUGGAGACAUACUGCCAUAUCAAGUUUAUAGGGGUUGCCUCAAAAUGGAUGGACAGACACUGGUCAAUCUUGAGAUUUUCAGUAAUAAUGCUGAUGGUGGUCCAUCAGGUACUUUGUACAAAUAUCUUGAUAAUUGUAUGACAUCAUCUGGUAAGCGGCUUUUAAGGAAUUGGAUCUGCCAUCCGCUAAAAGCUAUUGAAGACAUUGAUAAUAGGCUUAAUGUGGUUGAAGAUUUAGUUGCACGUUCAGAAAUUAUGUCACUUGUUGCUCAAUAUCUUCACAAGCUUCCUGAUUUAGAAAGGUUGCUUGGACGGAUUAAAGCUAGUGUUCAGUCAUCAGCUUCUCUGUUACUGCCCUCAUUUGGAAAAAAAGUAUUGAAACAGCGAGUUAAACUGUUUGGGUCACUUGUGAAAGGCCUGCGUGUUGGAUUUGAUCUCUUAACACUAUUACAGAAUGAGGGGCAUAUAAUCAAGUCUUUAGCAAAAGUAUGUAGAAUUCCAAUGCUAAGUGGUAGUGAUGGGCUGGACCAAUUCCUUGCCCAAUUUGAAGCAGCUGUAGAUAGCGAGUUCCCGAAUUACCAGAAUCACAAUAUAAUAGAUUCAGAUGCUGAAACACUCUCCAUUCUUAUUGAGUUAUUUAUUGAAAAAGCUACUCAAUGGGUUGAAGUCAUUUAUGCCAUCAACUGUAUCGAUGUACUAAGAUCUUUUGGAGUCACUGCUACUUUAUCAUGCGGGGCGAUGUCUAGACCUGUUUUUUUGCCUCAAUCUGAAAAUAUGACUGUGGGGGAAGAAACGGGACCCACGCUUAAAGUUAAAGGGCUAUGGCAUCCAUUUGCCCUUGGAGAGAAUGGAGGAUUGCCUGUCCCAAAUGACAUUAUCCUUGGUAAGGAUAUAGAUGGUUAUCAUGCUCGAACUUUGCUAUUGACCGGACCUAAUAUGGGUGGGAAAUCAACUCUCUUGCGUGCAACAUGUCUAGCUGUCAUACUGGCACAGCUGGGCUGCUAUGUGCCCUGUGAGUUGUGUGUUCUCUCACUCGUGGAUAUUAUCUUCACACGGCUUGGUGCUACUGAUCGAAUCAUGACCGGGGAGAGUACCUUCUUCGUUGAGUGCAUGGAAACAGCAUCAGUUCUUCAAAAUGCCACUCAAGAUUCUUUGGUUAUUCUUGAUGAACUGGGUCGAGGAACAAGCACUUUUGAUGGAUACGCCAUUGCAUAUGCGGUAUUUCGCAAUUUGAUCGAAAAGGUUAACUGUCGACUGCUAUUUGCUACACAUUACCACCCACUUACAAAGGAAUUUGCUUCUCAUCCUCAUGUCACCCUGCAACACAUGGCCUGCACUUUCAAGUCAAAAUCGGACUGCAAUUCUAAAGGUGACCAGGAGUUGGUUUUUCUGUACCGGCUAACCUCUGGAGCAUGCCCAGAGAGCUAUGGAUUGCAAGUGGCAACGAUGGCUGGAAUUCCGGAACAGGUGGUUGAAGCUGCAUCAAAGGCUGGCCAAGUGAUGAGAAAAUCACUUGGCGAAAGUUUCAGGUCAUGUGAGCGGAGAUCAGAGUUCUCGACCCUACAUGAAGAGUGGUUGAAGAUGCUGAUGGGUGUUUCUCAAACCGGAGAUUGUAAUUUUGACGACAGUGAUGCUUUUGAUACGCUGUUUUGCUUGUGGCAUGAGCUAAAGAGCUCAUAUGGAUCGCAUGGCAUUUAUAAGUAGAGUCUGUAAGUAUCAACAUCCGAUAAGAUUUUAUUUUUUAACCUGAAUUUGUAAAUUUGGGAAAAGGGAAAUGGCAGCCAAAGCAUCUUUGACGUG